Messenger RNA from Staurois parvus, 306 nucleotides. The record is from the annotation of a GenBank genome assembly. NCBI's taxonomy places the organism in Eukaryota, Metazoa, Chordata, Amphibia, Anura, Ranidae.
CUGAUGAUGGUGAGGGAUGGUGUGACCUUCCUGUGUGGAAUCCCUGGGGAAUACAGAGGACGGGGACAUCUCUCUGGUGGGUUCCCAUGACUGGAUCCAUCUAGAUCCUUGUGUCCUUCUAAAUACUCCCACUCCUCCAUGGAGAAAUAGACGUGACACCCUGACACCUUUAUAGGAACCAUGACAUCUACACAAUUGAUACAGUCACCAUCCCAGACACAUCCUUGUCUGUUUACGGAGAAUGUCCCAGAAUUCCCGGCACCGCUCACCUCUCUCCUGUCAGCAGCUCCAUCAUCUUCUUGGUGA